GCGGGGGAGAUGAGCGUGGGUCGCGCGCUCACGGGCUGCGUGCUGUGCGCGCUGAUCGUCUCCACGCUGCUGGGCAACACGCUGGUGUGCGCCGCCGUGGUCAAGUUCCGCCACCUGCGCUCCAAAGUCACCAACUCGUUCGUCAUCUCGCUGGCCGUGUCCGACCUGUUCGUGGCCGUGCUCGUCAUGCCGUGGCGCGCCGUCUCCGAGGUGGCGGGAGUGUGGCUCUUCGGGCGCUUCUGCGACACGUGGGUGGCCUUCGACAUCAUGUGCUCCACGGCGUCCAUCCUCAACCUGUGUAUCAUCAGCAUGGACCGCUACUGGGCUAUCUCCAGCCCCUUCCGCUACGAGCGCAAGAUGACGCGCCGCUUUGCCUUUGUAAUGAUCGGCGUGGCGUGGACCCUCUCCAUCCUCAUCUCCUUCAUACCCGUGCAGCUCAACUGGCACCGCGCGCGCGCCGAGCCCCCGAACUCCACGGAGGACUGCAACGCCAGCCUGAACAAAACCUACGCCAUCUCGUCGUCUCUCAUAAGCUUCUACAUCCCGGUACUCAUCAUGGUGGGCACGUACACGCGCAUCUUCCGCAUCGCGCAGACACAGAUUAGACGCAUCUCCUCGCUGGAGCGCGCGGCAGGUCCACGCGCGCCCAAGCAGCGUCCUCAUCACCGCGCGUCCACGCAGGAUGAGAACUCUCUCAAAAGUUCUUUCAAGAGGGAGACCAAAGUUUUGAAGACGCUGUCCAUCAUCAUGGGGGUCUUCGUCUUCUGCUGGCUGCCCUUCUUCGUGCUCAACUGCGUGGUUCCGUUCUGCGAGGCGGACGCGCCAGACGCGGCACCCUGCGUCAGCGACACCACCUUCAGCAUCUUCGUGUGGUUCGGCUGGGCCAACUCGUCCCUCAACCCCGUCAUCUACGCCUUCAACGCCGACUUCCGCAAGGCCUUCUCCACCAUCCUGGGCUGCAACAGGUUCUGCUCGAGCUCGGCCGUGGAGGCGGUGGACUUCAGCAACGAGCUGGUGUCCUACCACCACGACACCACGAUGCACAAGGAGGCCUGCGCCGAGCCGAGGCACGACCCCGAGCAGCACUUUGACAAGGUCUCGGUGGUCUCGGGCGACUCCCGGAACCGCGCCAACCCGCUGCUUCCUGUCAUCCUGCAGUGCGAAUGCGAGGCGGAGAUUUCGUUGGACAUGAUGCCCUUCAGCGACUCUUACGUCAUCCCGGGUCAGGUCCACAACCUCUGAGGGACCUGUGAACUCUUGCGUUGCAUUGGACCUUAACUUUGGGGACAAAUGACCAUAUAUGGACCUCCCGAUUAUGUUUCUUUUUUAACUAAACACCAUAGAACAGGCAUCCUUGAUGACAUUUGUCCAAGGGCAGACACUGUGAUGGCCAUAUGGUAUUGUUAAGAAAAUAAUACAAAAUAAAAAAAUACAUGUAUAAAAAUAAAUAAAUACAAUUUAAAAUUAUUAAAAAAUGAAUACAAAUUUAUGGAUAAUAAUCUGUGGAAAGCCAUCUUCCUUUACUUCCCCUUCAUUGUGAAGCAUAUGCCUCGAUGAUGCCCCCUGCAGAGUGGAAGAAGUACUGCUUUAUAUUAUUUGGUUGAGGUUUGGCGGACCGGAUGUGGCCCGUGGGCCGCCUAUUGAGGACCCCUGCCAUAAAACCUUUUCAAAGCUCAGCAAAUAAAAGUG
Messenger RNA from Dunckerocampus dactyliophorus (ringed pipefish), 1689 nucleotides. RefSeq names its product D(5)-like dopamine receptor. Gene Ontology annotation, biological process: adenylate cyclase-activating adrenergic receptor signaling pathway. Gene Ontology annotation, cellular component: membrane. The record is from RefSeq and is a predicted model, not a curated record. The transcript has a single exon. Lineage: Eukaryota; Metazoa; Chordata; Actinopteri; Syngnathiformes; Syngnathidae. Bases 10 to 1242 code for a protein of 410 amino acids. Gene Ontology annotation, molecular function: G protein-coupled receptor activity.